Amoebophrya sp. A120 is the source of this 2902-nucleotide messenger RNA. NCBI's taxonomy places the organism in Eukaryota, Dinophyceae, Syndiniales, Amoebophryaceae. The record is from the annotation of a GenBank genome assembly.
AUGGAUUUGGGAUUUGCAGCCGUGAACAACCCGGAGGAAUGGGGUGAUGACUCUCCGGCGAAAAAAGUGGUGGAAGAGCGGGUAGUGUUUUCAACGCGAAACAACUGCUUUUAUGAUAGAGACAAACUUUCAUGCUUCAGUGGAGAAAAAAAGAAGCACACGUUUUUAACAGGAGACGGGGAAAAUAAAGAUCACCAGUUAUUACACUUCUUUGAUAAAUCGUACAGAAGUUAUAGACUUAGUGCAAAAUAAUUUCAUACCAAAGAUUAUCGCAGACGCAGUCUGCAUUGUUGCUCCUACUACCUUACGAUCACAACAAAGAUACGAUUUCUCAAGUCGGAUUCGAUUUGCAAUGCUUCACAGGUAGCCACCGACGCGUCCUCCAGUGCGACGGCCGCGGUAGACCACAGUAAGCAAGCCCAAGAUGCGAGCUCGAGCAGUGGAGCAACCAUCCCGGCUGGAUCCGCCGGCAGCACCGCCGCGGGAGGAAGUGCCGGAAACAAUGAGAAGAAACUUCCACCACCCGGAAAGAUGCACGGCGACAACCGAACGCGAUAUUUUAUCAUCAAGUGCAACAACCACAAAAAUCUCGUCAGCUCGAUUCAGAACAAUGUGUGGGCGACCCAGCGACACAACGAAAAAAAACUCAAUGAAGCGUAUUAUCUAUGUUUAAAGCUUUUUCCGUUUUUGAGCAUGAUUUUCUUUCAAGUGAUGUAUGAACAUGCUUCGUCAUGUAGUUCUGAUGUCUUUCAACGACAAUUACAAUUACAAUCGCCAACGACGUUGGCGAUUAUAAUUGUGCGAUCAUGGAGCGAACAUGACUACAACUUUCCAAAAACAGGCUUCGAGUAGCGCCCUUCGUUGUGCUUUUAUUUUCCGUCAACAUGAGCGGCAGCUUCCAAGGAUACGCAAGAAUGGUAGGGAAAUGCGGAGCUUCAAAGUCACACGACCCCUUCAACGGAUUCGGAUCGCUUUUUGACAUCAAGUAUAAUUUUGUACGUUUGCAGUAUUGAAGAUGUGGUUCUUUUUCAUCACCGGGCGGUAUAAUUGACUGAUUUUUGAUCUACAGUAUUCCUCUUCAUGUUCAUGAUGAGUGUGCAUGAUGUCCUUCUUACGCAAUUUUACCUUUCUCACUUCACAGGUGGCUUAAGCUUCACGACUUGGAUUUCAACGACGUUGCGCAUGUGACCAACGAAUGGAAUAACCAGCUGAGCGUAAAGAUCUCCCGCGACGGCCAGGAGCUGCCCUUUUCGGUCGGGAAGCAGAUCUGCGAGUACAUAGACCGGGGCGUGUUCGGCGCGGAUCCGGACAAUUUUGUCGAGGACGAGGAGGAACCAAACCCCGUCCCGAGCGACGCCCCGCCGGUGGGCGAGCCGAUUUUCGGCGGGGACCAGUACGACCGCAGUGGCAAGAACGACCGGAAGGGCAAGGGCAAGUACGGCAAGGACCGGGAUCAUAGCCACAAUCACUACAACAGCCAUAACUCCUCCUACAAUUCCUACGGAAGUGGCUCCUCGUACGGAGCUGCAACUUCGAAUGGCCACCACCACCACCAAAACCGAUCCUACAUACAAGGUCCCUACGGCGGGACCACGAGUUACGUCACGCGUGUGGGCCCCUACGGCACGACCACUACGACCAUAACGGCGCCGGUGCCCGUGGCGCAAAGUACGGGUCCCGCCCCCGGAACGGUCGGUAGCAGUUGGGGUACGCCGGCCGUUGUGAGCAACGCGGUAGUACAACAGCAACAGCCGCAGUACGCGGCUGCGUGGGGCACCAGCGCGACGACGAGCAAGCCCGCGGGAGGUACGACAAUUGUCACGUCGAGCAGUGGUCACGUGCCAGCGACGGUCGUGGUGCCCGCGCAGCAGCCGAAGGUGGUGCAGGUGAUUUCCUCCUCCUCCGCCGUGCCAGCUGGCGCCACGGUAAUCUCCUCGUCAGGGCCUCCACCACCGGCACAAGCAGCGAACGGGGGUGGAGCAGCAGCGCAGGGCGGUGGAGGACCGCCGGUGCCAGGGCAGCCAGAUUUCGUCAACAUGAGCUACGACCAGUACUACAUCAGAGAUGUUUUUCUUUUAUUUCUGCGAUUUUUAUGUCAGCGAUGCAUACUUGUCACAGAUGAUAGGCCGCUCAAAUGAUUUUCAAUGAUAAAGCUGCAGUGGUGCAAGAGCAACUCUACCGUGAUGUGUAGUACUACUGUACUGAGCGGCGGCUGCUGUGCGUUGUAAAAGACAGAACGAGUUGUAACAAGUGUGUCUCAUCAUAUUCCAAUCACUGCCAACAUUCCAACAGGUAUCAAAAAUGGUAUUCCGCGAACGCCGGUAGCGACGACGAAGGCAGUUCCUCUGAAGAGAAGGUAUCCUGAGUGAGAUUUUUUUACAAACAACAUCACGACCGCCCAGACCUCAAUUUGUAACUUGAUAUGCAGGUGUGCUUGCACAGAUGACAGAGGAUGGGUCUACUAGCACCAUUUUUAGCACGUAGGCUCCUUCUUAUUUAUCUUGCGUGGCGUGCCGCAUGAAAAUUGCGAGUUGCUGGGUCUUGUGUAUGGUUGUGAUGGUAAAAAUUUCGCGUGGGAUAGCGGUCGAAGAAGCGGGGCGGGAAAAAGUCGAAGAAAAGCAGUCCGGUGUGGCUACCAACGGACAUGCGAGUAGCCAACCCGCAGGCCUAGAAAGGACCCGCUUCUGGCGACAGGGCAAUUCAUCUUGAGGCGGUGGAUCCGAAAUUGCCAACGACAUCACGACCCGGCGCAGCUCCACGACAGAGAAGCGAAAACGCCCCCCCCCCGCCGUUGCGGCGGCCGCCGGAGGCUUCCGAAACUCCCCUGGCCGCAUGACAACCCAUGUGAGCUGUGACAUGUUGCGACUGCGAGUAUUAGAGGCUUCAAUUCAUUGGAGGCUAG